This is a messenger RNA of Sphenostylis stenocarpa, 1986 nucleotides long. Lineage: Eukaryota; Viridiplantae; Streptophyta; Magnoliopsida; Fabales; Fabaceae. The record is from the annotation of a GenBank genome assembly.
AUGACGAUGAUGAUCUCAUGGCAUAACCGGAAUAUAGCACGUUGGAGCACUAUUCCAAUUUCGUUGCAGUCCCUCCCUUCACGUACUAAGACCUCAACGGGAAUUCGAAUUUGGAUCUUAAUCUUCACUUCGUUCUUCGAUCUUGCCAACCAGCGAGUUCGAGUUUCAAUAAUGAUGGAGAAGGCAGAUUCUGUGCAGAAGCUGUAUACGCGCAUGCGGCUUUGGGAAUUUCCGGAUCAGUUUGUGAUUGAGCCUACGGAUGGAUCUUCCGGUUCUUCUUUGACUGUUAGUCGAGUCGAUGGCUCCAUGAAGCUCAUUGAUGAGGUUCCAGAAUGCAGCUCGCUUCGAGUUCCUAAGAUAUAUACAAUUUUUGGCGUUGUAGGGAUGUUGAGGCUAUUGGCUGGAUCAUAUUUGCUGGUUAUAACUGAGCGUGAAUCUGUUGGAUCUUACUUGGGGCAUCCAAUUUUCAAAAUUUCUUCAUUGAAGGUUUUUCCAUGUGAUAAUUCUCUUAGAAGCACCCCUGCUGAACAGAAGAAAAUAGAGAUGGAAUUUUCUUCACUGCUUCGUGUUGCUGAGAAAAGCUCUGGUCUGUUUUUCUCAUAUGAAACUAAUUUAACUCUGAGUGCCCAGCGAUUGAACGACUUGGGUGAUGAGUCUAGAUUGCUUCCACUAUGGAGACAGGCAGAGCCUCGAUUCCUAUGGAACAAUUAUAUCUUAGAAGUGCUCAUAGAUAACAAGCUUGAACCGUUCUUGCUCCCUGUAGUCCAGGGCAGCUUUCAUCACUAUCAAGCAGCCAUUGGGAAAGAUAUUAUUGAUGUCACUUUGAUUGCUAGGAGAUGCACAAGAAGAAAUGUUGCACUUGUUUAUGGUUCUCCUUUUGGAACUCGGAUGUGGAGAAGAGGAGCUGAUCCCGAUGGUUAUGUUGCCAAUUUUGUGGAAACAGAACAGAUUAUGCAGUUUAAUGGGUAUACUGCUUCAUUUGUUCAGGUCCGUGGUUCAAUCCCACUCCUCUGGCAGCAAAUUGUUGACUUAACUUAUAAACCAAAGUUUGAGUUGUUGAAACUUGAGGAAGCUCCACGAGUCCUAGAGAGGCAUUUCUUAGAUUUAAGGAAAAAAUAUGGGGCAGUAUUGGCUAUUGAUCUUGUUAACAAGCAUGGAGGAGAAGGGCGACUGUGUGAAAAAUUUGGUGCUACAGCGCAGCAUGUGGCUAGCAAUGAUGUAAGAUAUCUGCACUUUGACUUUCACCACGUGUGUGGGCACGUUCAUUUUGAGCGUCUCUCCAUCCUUUAUGAACAAAUUUCAGAUUUUAUGGAGAGAAACGGAUAUCUUCUACUGAAUGAAAAGGGAGAGAAAAUGAAGGAACAACUUGGAGUUGUAAGGACUAAUUGUAUUGAUUGUCUAGACCGUACGAAUGUAACACAGAGUAUGAUAGGUCGAAAUAUGUUGGAAUAUCAGCUUAGAAGGCUUGGUGUCUUUGGUGCUGAAGAAACCAUUAGUUCACAUCCAAAUCUGGAUGAAAGGUUUAAGAUCCUGUGGGCUAAUCAUGGUGAUGAUAUAAGUGUUCAAUACUCAGGAACUCCUGCUCUUAAAGGAGACUUUGUUAGAUUUGGGCACCGCACAGUUCAAGGGAUAGUACAAGAUGGCUGCAAUGCCCUUCUACGUUAUUAUUACAAUAACUUUCGUGAUGGAACAAAGCAGGAUGCAAUUGAUCUCCUACAAGGACAUUAUAUAGUUUCUGUCAGCCGAGAUACAGCUGCCACUUCUCAGAAAGGAGGCCUUGAAGCUAUAGCUUCAUUUCCUCUGGCUUUCGCUCUGGUUUUGACUGGAUUCGUCUUUGCAACCAUGUCCUUGCGACAAGUGCGAUAUGAUUUUCGGCACUUCUUCUUUUCGCUAAUGUGGGCGGGCAUUAGUGUCGGUAUAGCAGCAUUCGUGAGGGCGAAUGGCCGUGUUUUCUGCAACAGACCUCGCCUACACAAUCCCCGGUGA